GAAGUACACUAAACCGCAUCUUGUUAUGCUGCCUUUUGGUGCUGUAGGAUAUUCAAAUUUUUCAAGAAUGUCAAAGGAACAAAGCCGGAAGUGGACAAUAAGCCACCAGUAGAUUUUACUUUCAGAUCUAAUCUGUCGGAGCCUGGUGAGAGCCUGUGAAGGCAGCGUGAGUUCCUGUGCUGCGAAGUGACGGUGACAGACACGGAGCUGAAGUCUGGGUGGAUCCGACCAGAACCGGGACUCACAGCAGCCUCACACGAUGGUAGCGCCUGGAAACUUCCAUCUAAACUUUUUAAACAACCGCCCGAGCUGCGGUUUAAACUCCGUGCGGUGUUUACCCGUUUGCUGAAGUGUGGAAACACUUCGGUCUCACAGUUUCACCUGAGUGACAAAACAAAAGAAAGUAAGAAACUGUAUCCAGCAGACAAGUGGCUCCAGCACUGAGUCAACAUCAUCAGACUGAAAGCCUAUCAGUCUCCUCAAAGUCACACAACAAGGUCCUCUCUCGCACCUACAAUGCCGACCCUCGAGGCAGGCGGUGACCUGCACGCACUUUGCUCCGAGCUGCCUGCCAUGUUUGAUGGCAUGAAGAUGGCAGCGGUGGCAGCAGCCCUGUACAUCAUCGUCCGCUGUCUGAACCUGAAGAGUACCACAUCUCCACCAGAGAUCGUGUACCAGGACACAGCGCUCGGCCGCUUCCUGCUCAAGUCCUGCCCCAUGCUGACCAAAGAAUACAUUCCUCCCCUGCUGUGGGGAAAGAGUGGUCAUCUCCAGACGGCCCUGUAUGGCAAGAUGGGACGUGUCAACACACCAACGCCCUGCGGGGUCCGCAAGUUCCUCCCCAUGCAGGACGGAGCCACGGCGAGUUUCGACCUCUUCGAAGCCCUAGGGGAUCACAGCACAGGAGGUGAUGUUACCAUGGUAAUCUGCCCUGGGAUCGGUAACCAUAGCGAGAAGAACUACAUUCGGACCUUUGUUGAUCAUUCCCAGCGGCAGGGUUACCGCUGUGCCGUCCUCAACCACCUGGGAGCGCUGCCCAACAUGGAGCUCACGUCGCCUCGCAUGUUCACUUACGGUUGCACCUGGGAGUAUGCAGCAAUGGUGGCUUACAUCAGACGGGCCUUCCCCCAGACGCUCUUGGUGGUGGUGGGCUUCAGUCUUGGGGGGAACAUUGUCUGUAAAUUCCUCGGUGAGAACCUAUCAAACCAGGAGGGCGUGCUGUGCUGUGUCAGCGUGUGUCAGGGGUACAACGCCCUCAGUGCUCAGGAAACAUUCUUACAGUGGGACCAGGGCCGCAGGCUCUACAACUUUGUGUUGGCGGACAACAUGAAGAAGCUCAUCCUGUCACACAGGAGCAGUUUGCUGGAAAUGAGCUCCAGCUGCAUUGGUGAUGCAGAUCUGAUCAAACUGUGUGCAGCCACCUCUCUGAUGCAGAUAGAUGACAGCAUUAUGAGAAAAUUCCAUGGAUACAGCUCCUUAAAGGAGUACUACGACAAGGACAGCUGUGUGCACUACAUCAACAAAGUUACUGUGCCUCUCCUCCUGGUUAACUCCUCAGACGACCCACUGAUUCAUCAGUCACUACUGGCUAUUCCUCGCUCACUUGCAGAGAAGAUGCCCAAUGUGAUAUUCGCCUUAACCCAACACGGAGGCCACCUGGGUUUCUUCGAGGGAGCCGUGCUGUUUCCCCAGCCGCUCACCUGGAUGGACAAGGUCAUAGUGGAGUACACAAACGCCAUGUGCAGCUGGGAGAAGAACAAGCCAGCCUGCCAGAGGAGCAGCCAUCAGGACAUGAACCCCUGCCUGCAAGCACAAGGGUAACCCUUAGUGGGUAACACAUACUGUACAUACAGUAUGCUACUGGAGACAAAAGACCAUAACAAACACACACACAGCCCUUUGCUACUGCGCUACUUUGGUACUAAUGGCCUUAACCCAGCUAGAUUAACUAAAACAGGCUGAUGGAGGUGAGUAAAAACUAAGUGAAAAGUCAAACUUACAGAUAUAAUAGAACCUUCGAGGAUAAUAUGACCCCUACCAUCCCCUUUUGAUCUCACUUCAUCUGUAAUGCAGCAACAGUUCACCCCCUGCAGGUAGCUCAAAAGAAGUUUCCCCCCCCCCCCUCGGAGUAGAGAUUUUUAUCAUCAGCCAUAACAUUUAACCAUUCAAGGUAGCUGUACCACCACCAGCCACCAGGUUGUGAAGCAAAGCAGUAUCCAUGGAAAUGUUAACCAUAACAAUGAAAAUCACAUCAGCUACAAUCAGAUUGUUCAGCUUUACAUUACGUUUACUAGCCAUGAAACCAUGAUUUCCCUUUUGAACAUGUGUGAUGGGAGGGGUAAUUAUUUUAUUAUUAUGUACACAGUCUUGUACUUUUGCCUUUUUCCGUUAUCCAGUGUUUUUUUUCUGAAUCAAAUAUUUUGUGGUCAUGAUCAAUCUCGUAGCUGCUCGGCCUGCUUAUUCCAGGCUUAAAACUUUUUUAUAACGAUUUUCUGAAACAUCAAUGGAGAAAAUGAGUACCAGAACUGUUCUAGAGAACUGCUCUCAAAGUGGGUGGUCACUGUUAAGCUCUAUACUUGAAUAUCCAUCAGUCAGUUGACACACACACUUCACUCACUUAGAGAAAGUGUGAAGGCAACAGAUUGAAGUCUUGAAAUCUUAAGAAGAAGAAUUUCAAAAAUACCUGAAGCUUCAACAUAUUUGAGUUUCAGCUUCUUGAAUCUGAUGAGCACCACAACAACAUGGUUUAUGGUUUACAGUGGGGAUUUCCAACUGUUGUUAUGGCUCAGUAUAAUAUAAACUGGCCUCAAACUGGGAUUUUUAUUUCCUGAAGCUGCAUUUUAAAUCUUAGAUAUGACAAUCCUGUUGUUUUAUUGCAGCAAAUUACUGUUAAACAACAUGCGGUUUGGUUUGAUUAUGUAGUUUGAGGCUUCAUUUUGCUCACUGGACACUGCUGCCCAGUUUCUUUGCGUUACAAUGGUGUGUGACGGAUCAUCUAGCUGCAUUCUUGCUCCUGACCUUCAGAAUAAAAGACUCAGGUCACAUCAGCUUUAAAAGAUGUUACAAAAACCCAGUCAGAAAGAUAUUGUAUUGGUUUCUAUUUAAUAACAUUUUUAAUGAUUUGUGUAGUUGAAUGGAAAUAUGGACCCUACAUACAAACUACCUUUAACAUUGCACUCCAAACAGUGUAGGUGUCUGGGUCAGCUUGUGCCAUUCAGUUUUUGUCCCACAGGCCCAACUACAGCUGCUUGAACCCUUAUGCCUCCUGUUGUAGGGGGUUGGAAGAAAUUUUCUAAAUGAUGCCAUUUAUUUUGGGUUAUAACGACAAAAAUAAGCUUUGACACAUUUACAAACCAGAGCAGAUUGUCAGAAAAUAAACUGAAGCAAAUGGCUGCUGCAUCAAACCUUGUUUACGAAUAGUUCAACAGGAAGGAGAGAAGAGUGUGUGACUGGGACGAAAACAGCCAGUGUAUAAAAUUUAAAAUGUAGUGUUUGAUUCUCAGUUGACACACUUACACACAAACUAAUGGACCAAAGCACUUUUGACUUUAAAUACAAAGCAGCUCAUCUUUGUCAUUUUUAAUGAUGCUACUGCAUUACGGCCACAUAACCAGCACAUAUGACUUUGCCUCAAAUACAGUGGAGUUCUCCUAUAAGACAAUAUUUAAACAAAGGCUAACUACUAGUUUUAAUACGUUUCCAGUUUCCAGGUUUUGUAUUAAGCUGCUUAUUGCUGCAUGCAAGAAAGAUUGGAGUUUGCUGUGUAAAAUAAUGAUGUAUACAUAGUUAAUAUCGUGAGUGGAGGAGUGAAAAUGUUUAUUUCAUUUAAAACACGGGACAGACUUUAGCUGUGUCUCAUGGUUUGGUAGAUUUCCAUGUGUAAUGUGUUGAUACAAUAAGAGGUCAGUCAAACGGCUCAGUUGAGCACAUACCUCCACCAAGGCUCAAAAGACCCCUUAUAUUCAGUCAAGCUGCACCAAAUUUCACAAUCUCAUAGAGAUCAGUUCCUGUUCCCAUGAUUUAUUCCCUGAGAAAACCGUGAAAAUCUUAAAAAACGACAACACAGCACAUUAUAGUUCUGUACUUGAAAUUCCAGCGAGUUGAAUCUGAGCUUCGUUGAUAUAUACUGGAAUUUCUGCCAAAUUCCAUGCAAAUAUUUAGAAUAUUUGCUAAAAGACUUAAACAGCACUGCUUGAUUGAUGACUAGAAGACAAACUGCAUUGCUGGCAUCACUUUGUAUAAUUAGAACUCUGUAGAGUGACAGUCUGUAACACUCCCCUUAUGUAACCACAUUCAAAUUCACUAAAUCCAGAUUCUUAUUUGGAUCUGCAUAAAAUUACAAAACAUAGACCCUUUUUCGCAAUGUUAAAUUAAGUAAAACAAAUUGGAUCUGCUCCCUGUAUCUGGAUCCGGACUAAACUUUAAUAGGUUCUCUACUGACCCGUACCACAUCCAUACAUAAAGUUUAGAGGUAAACUGUUCAGUAGUUUUUGUGUAAUCAUGCGUACAAAAUCAAAAAAACAAACGGAGAGGGGUAAAACAUGCUCCUUGGUGGAGGAAAAGAGCAGAAUUUUCUGUGCUGGAAUUCCUUUUUUAUUUCUGUGGUUUAUUUUGGUCGUUUUCUUCAUGACUUUGAGAAGUGUCUAUGGUUUGUGUUUGAUGUUAAACUGAACUGAAUCCUAAAACCUGCGGCAGCAGCACUCCUCUGUCUAUAUGUACAGUACAGUAUGUCCUGCCUGUUACAGGUAUAGACUCUUUCGCCUGCACUUUACUUGCCUCUACAGUUCUUUUGUACAGUAUGACAAUGUGUAUCCUUAUAUGGGUGUAAUAUGAAUGUGUUUUGAUUGUUUUUUUAUUUGAGCACACCCAUUUAUUGAUAUUUUCCACAAACAUUUACGUUUGUUUAUUUUAACCUGAUCAGGGUAUCUCUUCUUUUUUUUUUAUGGAUUUUUAGAUUGAUACAAAUACAACUUAUAUUUAUAUACAGUUUAUUGUACAUUUAUUGACAUUCUUAUUGGUGCAAGGGGUAAAACUUGUAACUAAUAGUGAUAUUGAAGAACAUUCUAAAAGUUGCAAUAUCAGCUUUCAUUGAGAGACUGGGGGGAGUGGAGAGUGGAAACUGAGUAAUCUGGGGCCUGCCAGUGUCACAACAAGCUGUGUGGAUGAGCUAUAGUGUGAACAAAGCACAACUUCACAGAGGAGCAAGAAACAGCGUCUCAGUAUGCUGCUCAAUGCUACUGAUAACAGAUAUAGAAUAUACAGAAUACUGUAGAGUGGAGUAAUGACUGAAGGUUGAGAGUCAGAGGCGCCGCCUUUUCCUCCGUUCCUGUGCCUUGUCAGGACCUCUGGCAAACAACAUCACUCACACACUCAUGACUUUGAAUUUCAUUCAUUUUUUUCUCUCUCUACAACCACACAGCUAGAAUUUUAGUCUCCACAGUCUAUGGGAGUUUGCAAUAUCUUAAUGAUCGAUGGAGGAUGUUUAGUCAAACAGCUUGGCAGCUAUGGCCUUGCCGUCGUACUUGGCGCCUUUCCCGUCAAACUCAGACGGCAGGAUGUCAGCGUCAAACUCCUUGUAGUAGUUUUCCAGCUCAUCUCCAUGGACGAACACCUGAGGCAGGGACGACAAUCUGUUAGUCAUCUCAGACUGUGUAUUCAGUUUGUAAAAGUGUGAUAAUUUUUAUUUAAUUAGAUUUUUAAAACUAUAAAAACGUGAGGUGGGAAAAAUCCAUAAACAGACUGGUACAAUUUUGAAGUGGUAGUUUAGGUCUUAUGAUUAUUAGAGUCGGCAGCCUCCAGACUGCUGGGCUAAUCAAAGAAAAAUGUGACACUAAUAUUAGCAUGCGAAAAUCCAGCAUUAUCAAGCAAUGUCACAUGAAAGCUAUUUAAACCAAACCAGAAAACAUGACCCUCCAAUCUGGAGUAAAAAUCUACUUUAACUCAUGUUACCUUCCUUUUUUCUCACCUUACAAGUUUUUAAUUACAUGAUCGUUACAACACCAGGUAGACUCUGCAUUUAUAUCUUAUUGUGGAAGUGCUGCACUUAAAUUUCCCUCCAUCAUUAUUGCAUCCCAAAAGGGUCUGGGAAGAAACAGCCGUAGCUACAGUUAUAUUGCUGUUUAUUUUUAAUGCACUUGAUUUGAUGAUUAUAAUUAUUAUUUGAUGACCCUUAAACUCCUCACAUAACACUUCUCACUGCUAAACUGUCUCCUUGAUUUUCAUUCAAAUUUUUUGCAGCUUCAUUCUGAUGAUAUUCAGAUUUUAAUUAUCUGUCAGGAUAGUGAAAACAACCCAAUUAUGAGGUCGUGGUCCACGAUUUAAUUCCAUAACUCAGCAUUGCUGAAUCCUCAGUGUCAACUUUGAUCAUAACCUCACUCUAAUUAAACAUGACAAAUUAGUGGUUCAAUAUGGUUUUGAUCCUCUCACAAGGAUUUCAGGGAUUAGAACACAUAUUUUCUGCUACAAAAGUAUAAACUGUUUUUCAUGCUUUAUAAACCAGUCGAUUGCCCUGCAGUAAUUCACUACUCUCUGGUACCAAAGAAAAAUCCCUUCCCUGUCUCCAUCUCAUCUUAAACUUUUAACUCAGGCUAAGGAUUGUGAUAAUAUGUCAACUAUCAAAUUUGCUUCUCUUCACUGGCUACCUAUUGUUUUUAGAACUGAUUUUAAGGUUUUACUUGCUAAACCCAGAGAGGCAGAGCCCCAUGUUAUUCAUCAGAUUUGUUACUGAUUUAUGUUGAAGCGCUGCUUUUAAUUGUCAUUGUUUCCAUUGAUAUACAAAGGUGACAGAACCUUUGUCUGAGGAGAUCAGAGAUGACUUGUAUUUUUAAUCACUGUCAAAACAAAAAAGAAUAACAACUGGCUUGUUUAAAAUGCCUUUUUUUCCAAUUUCUUUGUCAUUUUAUUGUGAUGCACUUUGUAACUGUUUUAAAAUGUGCGAUGUUAAUAAAAUGGUUAUAUUGUUA
This is a messenger RNA of Pleuronectes platessa (European plaice), 6962 nucleotides long. RefSeq names its product monoacylglycerol lipase ABHD2. Gene Ontology annotation, biological process: acylglycerol catabolic process; sperm capacitation; medium-chain fatty acid catabolic process. Gene Ontology annotation, cellular component: sperm plasma membrane; sperm flagellum. Gene Ontology annotation, molecular function: monoacylglycerol lipase activity; acetylesterase activity. The record is from RefSeq and is a predicted model, not a curated record. NCBI's taxonomy places the organism in Eukaryota, Metazoa, Chordata, Actinopteri, Pleuronectiformes, Pleuronectidae. The transcript has 12 exons. Bases 517 to 1821 code for a protein of 434 amino acids.